Peniophora sp. CBMAI 1063 is the source of this 1533-nucleotide messenger RNA. The record is from the annotation of a GenBank genome assembly. NCBI's taxonomy places the organism in Eukaryota, Fungi, Basidiomycota, Agaricomycetes, Russulales, Peniophoraceae.
AUGGCGGACACUGGACAUCGUUCUUCGCAUCCCGCUCUGGGGAACCUGCCGUCCAGCGAUGCUGAAUCGUCACGGAAGAGCGAGAUGGGGCUUGAGGGGGAUAUCGACGUGGUGUCCGUUAACCCGGCGCUCGUGCGUUCAGCACAGUGGAAGAUAGACUUGGUCGUGAUCCCAUUGGUCACAAUGUACUAUCUUCUCGCAUUUCUGGACCGCACCAAUAUAGGCAACGCGAGAGUUGCUGGGUUGACUAGAGAUCUGAACAUGUCAUCCCAUGACUUCAGCGUAGCACUGACCAUCACAUACGUGCCAUACAUUCUCAUGGAGCUACCCAUGAACUUGCUCAUGAAGAAGCUCGGUCCAAAUAUCACACUGCCUCUCAUGGUCACGUUAUGGGGAAUGGCCACUGCGUGUCAGGGUGCCGCCAAGUCGUACGGAGGUUUAUUAGCAUGUCGCUUCUUCUUGGGUGCACUCGAAGGCGGCAUACUUCCCGGAAUCACUCUCUACAUUUCAUCCUUCUACCGAAGGCAUGACAUGCAGUUGCGCUUCGCCAUGGUGUUCAGUGCUACUUCACUCGCCGGCGCAUUCUCUGGUCUGCUGGCUGCCGCGAUAGAGAAUCUGACUGGAGAUAGGAACCUCGCUGGUUGGGCGUGGAUCUUCAUACUGGAAGGCGUCUUUACUUCAGUGUUCGGGAUAGUCUCAUACUUCAUCCUCCCCAUCGCUCCUCACGAUGCCAAGUUCUUGUCUUUGCCUGAGCGGGAGGCAUAUGUUCAAGCACUCGUGCAGGACUGGAGCGGUGACGCCGACGAGGAUGGCGAAGAAGUCGAAAUGUUCUCGUGGUCGGAGGUAACUUCGGUGUUCACGAAUGCGCCGCAUGUCCUGCUCAUAUGGCUCCCGCUCUGCUUCAACGGUCUCACGCUGUUCGGACUCGCCAACUUCACGCCGACCGUUGUCGGGGCUUUCGGGUAUUCCACCAUCCGCACACAGUUGCUAACAGUUCCUCCAUAUGCGUGCUCUUUCGUGGUCAGCCUAUUGGCCGCAAGGUACUCGGACAAGUACAAGCAACGCGGAGCAUUCGCCAUUUUAGGCGCCCUCAUCUCUGCGGCCGGUUUCGCUAUCUUCCUCGCCACAGGGAACAAACAUGCCGGCUACGGUGCUCUAUUCCUCCAGAUCAUCGGCACCUUCACCUCAGCGCCUUGCAUCGGAACCCUGCUCGCAAACAACGUCCAGCCUCACUACCGCCGAGCUUCUGCCAUCGCCGUGACUUUCCUGGCCACGAAUAUAGGUGGCAUCGUGUCCACGUGGAUAUUCGUUGAUCCUCCUCGCUUUCACGUUGCGUCUAGCGUCAACCUCGCCGUUACGCUCGCUGGCGCUGCAAUAAUUGGGGUGCUGAUGGUCCAUCUGAGCCUCGCCAAUGGGCGCAAGCGGGAAGAGAUUGUUUGCCUAGAGCGCGAGCAGCCUGAUGGGGCCUGGAACACGCGCGCCGAGCGACGGCGCCUCGGAGAUCGCCACCCUCACUUCAGGUUUACUUUGUAG